CCAGUAGUACACAUCGUAUUGCCAUAACAGUAUCUGGGUUUUCAGUUUAUAUUUGUCAGUAGAGAAAACAUUGGAGCCAAAAACAAAUCGGUGUGAACGAGCACUUUCGACAGCAUUUGAUAAUGGAGACUGGUUCUGGAACCGAAGUGGAUAUAGAGGGGGGCAUGACACCCCCGGAGCCGGAGGGGGGUGCACCGGGGAGCAUACUGGAGGCGCCCCUCACGGCAAAGCCCAAAGCGCCCUAUCUCAAGAAGUUCAUAGAGCCCGAUUCCGAUGAGGACGUGGUGGGCGAUCUACGCCAGCUGUACAAUAUCCACGAGUCCUGGCGCACGCUCCUCUCGCUGCCCAGCUGCCAGAAGGUCAUGGUCUCAGAGAACGUUCAGAAGAGCAUGAAUAUUGAAGUGGGUGUCAAUGUCACGCAGGAGUUCCCCUGGAAGCAGGUUAAGUACAAGGAUCUGCGGGACAUUCUGUUCGAGGAGCUGGAGAACGUGAUGGAUCUGAUGAAGCUGUUCAAGAACUUCAACCAGGAAAACUACGUGCUGAUCGGCUUCUGUCCCUUACUCACCGAGUCCGUGGAGGACCCACCGGAGGGCGAUCCCUUCAUCUUCUUUUCCAGCCCCAAGGAUACCAAGACGGCCAUGGGCAUCAUUCAGAACAUGGAGGCCUUUGAGCGCUGGCGGAUGCAGCGGCGCCUGCGCAAGAAGCCCCGCCGCUGGGUUAGCCAGGGCACCGAGAACGAGAUGAUCGUCCUGGUGGAGCACUUCAAGGACGAGCCCAUCGACGUCGAGAUCCAGAGCGUGUACCCCAUCCAGGAGCCCAAGCACGUGGCCUUCGACUACCGCAUGGCGCGAGAUGUGCGCGACGGCGUCAUCGAGCUGCUGCCCAACGAGAAUAUCAAGUUCGAAAAUGUCACCCGUCGUCGGAUUACCGUCGCCGUUCAGUCCGCCCCGGCGCUCAUCCAUCGCGAGCAGCAGACGAAUCCCACAUUUCCCUCGAAUGCCUGGUCGCAGUAUCUCUACGAGAUCGAUGAAAGCGAUCUCGAGCUGGACGACACCGAUGUGGAGGAGGAAGAGGGUAAGCUGCCGAAGCCCAUAAGCCCUGUAGAAGAUCAGGAGGUGCCGGUGAAGCCGCCACCCGAAAUGUCCGAUCAAAUCAAGCUGCUGCUCAACACACUCGACUUCAACCAAAUCGACAGCUAUCGCGAUGACUAUAUGCUCAUAUCGAACAAGCAGGUGGUGCAGUACACCAAUCAGUACCUUCAGGAGUUCAUCUGCUUUGCCAACAUUUCGAAGAGCAACAAGCGCUUUGUGGCUGGCCACGACUGGUACCCGCGCCUCUCCGGAUUGAUCGCUGUGUCGUAUGCUUUCAGCACACCGGCCACCGUCAAGCUGGCCACGAAUCAGGAGGACUGGGUGCAGCAGGCGGUCCUCCAGCCGAAUCCCGUGCUGCUGUGGAGCUUUGCGGAUAAUCUGAACUACAAGCUGGAGUUUGAGGCGCCAAUCGAGACGACGGCACUGGCCUUCUGUCCCUUCAAUGGGGAUCUACUGCUGGGCGGCUGCAAGAACGGACAGGUGGUCAUAUGGGAUCUGCAGGGACGCUGUGAACGCUUGGAUGAGGAGGAAUACCUGUCGGCCGCCCAGGCCAAAUACCGCACAAUGAUCGGGGACUUUCUCAAUUGGACCAUUGAUCUGGACGAGGAUGUGAUAGUUGCCCCGGCCACCAUCUCGCCGCUGGAGAACUCUCCCAAGGGCGCCAUCACUGGAUUCUAUUGGCUGGGCAAUCAGUUUUAUAUGAACAACUUUGGCAAGGUGUACACCGAUCCGGACACACGCGUUCAGCACAAGUUCUUCGUUACCUGCGCCUUUGAUGGCACCGUCAGCUUCUGGAAUCUGGAGCCGAGCUCCAAGCAGGAGAAGGACAAAAUGCGGACACGUCUGCUGCCCAAGGAGCUGACCCAGAGCGAGUCGGCCAUCAAGUCGCAGAUGGUGAAGCCCACCUACAAUCUGUACUUCAAUGAACCACUGACGGGGAUCAUAGCGGACAGCUCGGUGUUCUCGAUUCGCACUCCACCGCCCAAGAUGAUCAUGGAGAGCCCAGCCAAUUAUCCCACUACGCUGGUGCCCAAGAAUCCGCCAACCCUAAGGCAGACCAUGAUCCUGUCCACGUUCUAUGGGCACAUUAGUCGCGUCGAAUGGCUGGGCAUGUACGCGGACUCCGAUCCCAAGGAGAUUGUCAACUGUUCGGUGCAAUUUGCGAUGGUGCAUGAUGGUCCCGUGGUGUCUGUCCGCAAGAAUCCCUUUUAUCCGGAGCUCUUCGUCUCCAUCGGGCGCAAUGUGUUCGCCUUGUGGAAGGAGGACUAUCCCCAUUCGGCGAUCUUCUGGCGGAAGCGACCCUGCGAUCUCACAGCCGUUGCCUGGAGCGAGAAUCGUCCCGCCGUCCUCUAUAUAACCCGCAUCGAUGGGAUACUCGAGGCGUGGGAUAUUCUGGCUCGCGACGAUGAUGCCUGUCUGAUCGAGAUCCUGGGCGGCGGCAUUAUCACUGGCAUCACCGAGCACCGACCCUCGCUGCCCUACAAGAUCCUCGGCAUCGGGGACUACAACAGCAGCAUUCGGAUGGUGAAGCUGCCGCACAGCUUCGAUGUGCCCCUGGACAACGAGCUGCAGAAGCUGAUGAACUAUGUGCUCAAGGAGGAACGUCGCAAGACUGGAAUACAGGCGUGGGAGCAGAAGUACUACGAGCUCAACAAGGACAUCAUCGAGGCGAAGCGCGAGGCCGAGGAGGAGACGCGCAAGGAGAUGGAGCGCAUCGAGCGGGAGGAGCAGCUGAACACCCGCAAACGACAGGCGGAAGGUGAAGAGGAAAACGCUGACAGCAGCAAACCAACCCAGGGAUUGGCCUACAACGAGCGCAUGGCUGUCCUCUGGGACGAGCUGAAUCUCAACCGCAUGAUGACCAUCCUGAUGUCGCGCAAACAGAUGGAUCCCGAGAAGCUGGCCCGCGAGACGGCCCUGCAGAAGGAGCAACUAAGCUACGAGGCAGCCAAGAAGGAGUCGCAUGUGAAGCUUCUAUCCACGCUGGACAGCGAGAUCAACACGAUCCGUUCCCGCAUCCUGCCCGCCGAAGUGCCAGACAUGCAGCGCAGCGAGAUGAUCCAGGAGCGCAUCAAGCGCGAAAUGGAGAUGGCCGACACGUAUGAGCGGGUGUGCGAGAACUCCUUCGAGAUCCUUAACAUGUUCAACGAAUUCAAGCCCAUCGACUACAUAGAGUUCCUGGAGCGGGGCCGUCAGCGUCGCAAGCUGCUCGAUCAGGCCCUGGGCGGCAACACUGAUCGGCUGCUCUGGUACCAGGAGAAGGUCAAGAACAUGGAGAUCUACGAGUGCAACUUUGGCUAUGAGUUCCUGUACACCACGCGCCCGGACUCGGGGCCUCCGAGUGAUGAACCACUUGGACGUCCAAGUGAUAUUCCAUCGGAUACUAUUGCGGCAAUGCUGUCCAACACGGAUACUCUAUCGAAAAGUCAUCAAUCGGAGGAUGUGUAACGAUCUUCCUUUCGCUUACCAGAAGUAUUAUAAUUAUUCCAAAAUGUUAAUAAAUGUUCUCUUAGUUAAC
Molecule: messenger RNA, 3609 nt
Organism: Drosophila miranda
Lineage: Eukaryota; Metazoa; Arthropoda; Insecta; Diptera; Drosophilidae
Gene: mmm
Product: WD repeat-containing protein 63
Exons: 6
Coding region: 123-3539 (1138 amino acids)
Biological process (GO): cilium movement involved in cell motility; inner dynein arm assembly
Cellular component (GO): inner dynein arm
Molecular function (GO): dynein heavy chain binding; dynein light chain binding
Source: RefSeq, a predicted model, not a curated record